GAUAAAUAUAAACAAACGAAAUACAAGGCCAACUUUUUUCCCGCUAGUCAUCUCUGAGUCCGUGAGAAAGGCGAUCAGUGUCCUACCUGUUCGAUGAAUUGCCUCAGAGAAACAUUUAAAAAUCGUAUACCUUUAUGUACCAUUCACCCUCUUACCGCUUUCUUCCAUUCGGCACCAUCUCGAAACAUCCUCAAAAUCGGACAGCCCUUGAAGUUAACCCGCCAAUUCUCCGACUCGGAUAUAGCGGAAUAUUCCAAACUUAGCCGAGAUUCAAACCCUCUACAUUUUGAUCCUGAAUGUGCCAAAUUGGCUGGUUUUGAUGACAGGUUAGUCCCAGGAUUGCUUGUUGCGACCCUGUUCCCCAGAAUCAUCGCAGCUCAUUUUCCCGGAGCCGUUUAUGCGUCGCAAACGCUGCAAUUCAAGUUGCCGGUUUAUCUCGGGGAAGAGAUCACCGGCGUCGUCGGAGCAACGAGCAUCAAAGAAAUGAGAAACAAAUACGUAGCGAAAUUUUCGACGAAAUGCUUCAAAAAUGGGGAUACCCUGGUUAUUGAUGGUGAGGCCACAGCAGUUUUGCCUUCUAAUACUAUAGCUUUGGAGCAACAAUGACGUUUUGGCCUUGGAGGAUAACGGAGAUUGAGUCUCUCGGUCCCCGUGGAAAGGACACAAUAAUAAUGUCGACAUCGAAGUUUUGUUGAAAAGUUAUCUUCUACAGUAUUUCUUUUUUAGUUUAUUACAUUUGGGCAGCAAAAUUACUUUCUUCCUCCCAAUUUAAUUGACCAUUUUGUUUUUACUUUUUAUAAGAUGAGAAGUGGCCAUUAUGGUAAAGAACUAGUAAUAGUAACAUUCUUGACAUGUAAAAUAGUUUGAAAAACUUUGAGCGAGAG
Oldenlandia corymbosa var. corymbosa is the source of this 884-nucleotide messenger RNA. The record is from the annotation of a GenBank genome assembly. NCBI's taxonomy places the organism in Eukaryota, Viridiplantae, Streptophyta, Magnoliopsida, Gentianales, Rubiaceae.